Coregonus sp. 'balchen' is the source of this 39906-nucleotide messenger RNA. NCBI's taxonomy places the organism in Eukaryota, Metazoa, Chordata, Actinopteri, Salmoniformes, Salmonidae. The record is from the annotation of a GenBank genome assembly.
AUGCAGACUUUUCAGGACCUGUCAGCAGUGAGUGCCUAUGGACGGGACAGCGGUAAUUUACAGGCACAAUAUAAGCACCUGAAUUGGGCUUAAACAAUAGGGUAAAAAACAUUUAGAAACAAUUACCGAGGUCCGGAUAGAGAACAAUGAAGCUCAAGUGGCUUCAGGACUAUUACUACAUUCCUGUCCCUCGUUUGAGUCAGGUUAUGAGAGCACAUGUUGACUGUGGGUGUCAUUCCAUGUCAGUGAUGAACUGCCAUCAGCCCUUCAUUCAGUGUAAUUUGUCUUCACUUACAGUGGAUAGAAUAACUUGGCAUUACACCUCACAAGGAUCUCAUCAUGUGAUAGAAUUAACAUCAAUUAGUGUGCCUGCCACUGCUGAAUGAGUGUAGUGCUGCUGCUGUGCUAUUUUGAGAUGGUAUUUUAUUUGUUGAUGUCACCGAUGGGCAUUUGAAAUGUUUUGACUGUUCGAGUACUCGCCUGAUUUUUUUCUCUCGAGUACUCAAAUAAAAUAAAAUAGGUGUGUCUUGACCACCAUUUGCCUCAUGCAGCGCGACACAUAUCCUUCGCAUAGAGUUGAUCAGGCUGUUGAUUGUGGACUGUGGAAUGUUGUCCCACUCUUCAAUUGCUGUGUGAAGUUGCUGGAUAUUGGCGGGAACUGGAACACACUGUUGUACACGUCGAUCCUGAGCAUUCCAAACAUGCUCAAUGGGUGACAUGUCUGGUGAGUAUGCAGGCCAUGGAAGAACCUGGACAUUUUCAGCUUUCAGGAAUUGUGUAGAGAUCCUUGUGACAUGGGGUCGUGCAUUAUCAUGCUGAAACAUGAGGUGAUGGUGGCGGAUGAAUGGCACGACAAUGGACCUCAGGAUCCUAUCACGUCAUCUCUGUGCAUUCAAAUUGCCAUCGAUAAAAUGCAAUUUUGUUCGUUGUCUGUAGCUUAUGCCUGCCCAUACCAUAACUCCACUGCCACCUUCCAGACAUCAGCAAACCGCUCGCCCACACAACGCCAUACAAGUGGUCUGUGGUUGUGAGGACGGUUGGACGUACUGCCAAAUUCUCUAAAACGAUGUUGUAUUUGUAUUUGUAUUUAUUAUGGAUCCCCAUUAGCUGCUGCCAAGGCAGCAGCUGCUCUUCCUGGGGUCCGGCAAAAUUAAGGCAGUUAUACCAUUUUAAAAACCCUACAAUACAUUCAUAACAGAUUGGUGUGUGCCCUCAGGCCCCUACUCCACCACCACAUAUCUACAACACAAAAUCCAUGUGUGUGUGUAUAGUGCGUAUGUUAUCGUGUGUGUAUGCAUGUGUCUGUGCCUAUGUUUGUGUUGCUUCACAGUCUCCGCUAUUCCAUAAGGUGUAUUUUUAUCUGUUUUUUAAAUCUGAUUCUACUGCUUGCAUCAGUUACCUGAUGUGGAAUAGAGUUCCAUGUAGUCAUGGCUCUAUAGUACUGUGCGCCUCCCAUAGUCUGUUCUGGACUUGGGGACUGUGAAGAGACCUCUGGUGGCAUGUCUUGUGGGGUAUGCAUGGGUGUCUGAGCUGUGUGCUAGUCAUUUAAACAGACAGCUCGGUGCUUUCAACAUGUCAAUACCGCUCACAAAUACAAGUAGUGAUGAAGUCAAUCUCUCCUCCACUUUGAGCCAGGAGAGAUUGACAUGCAUAUUAUUAAUGUUUGCUCUCUGUGUACAUCCAAGGGCCAACCGUGCUGCCCUGUUCUGAGCCAAUUGCAAUUUUCCUAAGUCCCUCUUUGUGGCACCUGACCACAUGACUGAACAGUAGUCUAGGUGCGACAAAACUAGAGUCUGUAGGACGUGCCUUGUUGAUAGUGCUGUUAAGAAGGUAGAGCAGCGCUUUAUUAUGGACAGACUUCUCCCCAUCUUAGCUACUGUUGUAUCAAUAUGUUUUGACCAUGACAGUUUACAAUCCAGGGUUACUCCAAUCAGUUUAGUCACCUCAACUUGCUCAAUUUCCACAUUAUUUAUUACUAUAUUUAGUUGAGGUUUAGGGUUUAGUGAAUGAUUUGUCCCAAAUACAAUGCUUUUAGAUUUUGAAAUAUUUAGGACUAACUUAUUCCUUGCCACCCAUUCUGAAAAUAACUGCAGCUCUUUGUUAAUGAUGAUGCUUCCAUUAAAGAACACCCUCUGUGUUCUGUUAGACAGGUAACUCUUUAUCCACAAUACAGCAGGAGAUGUAAAGCCAUAACACAUUAGUUUUUCCAGCAGCAGACUAUGAUCGAUAAUGUCAAAAGCCGCACUGAAGUCUAACAAAACAGCUCCCACAAUCUUUAUAUCAUCAAUUUCUCUCAGCCAAUCAUCAGUCGUUUGUGUCAGUGCUGUGCUUGUUGAAUGUCCUUCCCUUUAAGCGUGCUGAAAGUCUGUUGCCAAUUUGUUUACUGUAAAAUAGCAUUGUAUCUGUUCAAACACAAUUUUUUCCAAAACUUUACUAAGGGUUGGUAACAGGCUGAUUGGUCGGCUAUUUGAGCCAGUAAAUGGGGCUUUACUAUUAGGUAGCGGAAUGACUUUUGCUUCCCUCCAGGCAUGAGGGCACACACUUUCUAGUAGGCUUAAAUUGAAGAUAUGGCAAAUAGGAGUGGCAAUAUCGACUGCUAUUAUCCUCAGUAAUGUUCCAUCCAAGUUGUCACACCCCGGUGGUUUGUCAUUGUUGAUAGACAACAAUACUUUUUUUCACCUCUUCCACACUCACUUUACGGAAUUCAAAAUUACAAAUCUUGUCUUUCAUAAUUUGGUCAGAUAUAUUUGGAUGUGUAGUGUCAGCGUUUUGUUGCUGGCAUGUCAUGCCGAAGUUUGCUAAUCUUGCCAAUGAAAAAAUAAUUAAAGUAGUUGGCAAUGUCAGCCGGUUGGAGGCGGCUUAUGGUAGAGAAAUGAACAUUCAGUUUUCUGGCAACAGCUACGGUGGAGAUACCUGCAGUCAGCAUGCCAAUUGUACGCUCCCUCAACUAGCACGCUCAGUAACAGGGAUGUAAACAAAUGUGUGCACAAAAUGUGAGAGAAAUAAGCUUUUUGUGCGUAUGGAAAAUUUCUGGGAUCUUUUAUUUCAGCUCAUGAAACAUGGGACCAACACUUUACAUGUUGCGUUUAUAUUUUUGUUCAGUACAUGUUUAGGAGGGGGUUAUAGCGUAGGCUAACCAAUUCUGAAUGGCACUAGCAGUUCGCAAAGUAGCUUAAGCUGAUUUAUUUCAAAACUGCAGCUCGUUGUUGGAACACAUUCUCCUACUUCAGUCAACCAGUCUAUUUUGAAUUUGUAAAAUAAAUGUCAUUUUGCAAGGAAUGUAGCUUGUGUGUCCCAUCAGUUAGAUACGUUUUUAUAGGUAUUUAUUUCUGUAGGCCUAACGGGAGCUUGUGUGCACACUCAGCAUGCGUGUGGAGGGAGCGGUCGGAACGCAACUGAGUGAAUGAGACACUGAGGGGAAAGGGAAUUUAGGGAGAAGAACAGUGUGAUGCUUGGCUUGGUUUAUUUUUUUGUUGUGCCCCGCAAAUGCACAUACACAUGCACAAAUGGAACACUAGAGUUAAAGCAAAUUAACGUUGUUUUCAAGACAAAAUUUCACUUGCCCGUUCGGGCAGCCACAAAGCACAUUCCACCAAAUAGUUUUACAAUAUUAGUUUUUUUUAUCUCUGGUUAAAGAUCCCUGCUUUGACGUCUGUUCGAGUACUCAUGCCCAUCCCUAGUCACAGAGUGUCUGACUGUUCUCUCCCUGCCAUACAGAGGAGCUGAAUCUGGACAUGCAUCAGUAAAGUGAUUUGGGUAUUAUGCUACCUUGUUACUUUUUAUUUCGUAUUAUUUUAUAUUGAAUAUUUUUGUGAUUUUUAUUUGGGUAUUCUUUCUUCAAACUGCAUUGUUGGUUAAGGGCUUGUAAGUAAGCAUUUCACUGUAAGGUCUACCUACACCUGUUGUAAUCGGCGCAUGUGACAAAUACGAUUUGAUUUGAUCUGUGCAAGAUUAGAUUAGAGAAUAGAGACGGUUACUCAUACUGUUGUGAUUGUGUAUAUCAGACAAUAGCCAUAGGGAAGGCUAGGCUGCAUCCCACUUACUGAAGCCACUACGUAGGCUUACAACGUCAUCAUCUGUCUUUAAAUGUAGCCUACAGUUGCACACCUUUGCAUUUUGAGUUACGUAGAAGCGUCAAGCUUUUGUUUGCAGCAAUACCGGUUUAGGCCUAGCUCUGACUGUUCUCUCUCUUCUUGCAUGCCUGGCAAUUACUCUCACUCUCUGAAGGUAAGGGAAGGGUUUUUGUGUUGAAAUUUGUUGAGCGCUCACUCAGCUCAGCUGUAUGGGGCAAAGGCUAAGAGGCAUUGGCCUAACUCCAGUGUGUCAUUUUGACACACAUUUUUUUGCUUUGUCAAUUGUGGUGACUGUUAAAUAAAUCAGAAAGAUUGUUCACUACACUAGAUAGGAGGUAAAAGAGCAAAUUCACAAUGACAUUGAGAACAUACUGUAGCCUCUCAACUGCAUUCUGACAAAUGGUAAAUGUCCUCACCUUUUCUCUCUGUUAUUGGACAAAAUUAGGAUAAUGGCUUAUUUAUUGAUUUGUCUUUGGUAAUUAGCCUGAAGAGCUCCGGGUCUGUCUAUCCGACUGAGGGUUCUCCCUCCCUGUACUAUGGACAUUCGGCUAUCACUAUCAACACUAACUAUCAGCUGUACUAUGGACAUUCGGCUAUCACUAUCAACACUAACUAUCAGCUGUACUAUGGACAUUCGGCUAUCACUAUCAACACUAACUAUCAGCUGUACUAUGGACAUUCGGCUAUCACUAUCAACACUAACUAUCAGCUGUACUAUGGACAUUCGGCUAUCACUAUCAACACUAACUAUCAGCUGUACUAUGGACAUUCGGCUAUCACUAUCAACACUAACUAUCAGCUGUACUAUGGACAUUCGGCUAUCACUAUCAACACUAACUAUCAGCUGUACUAUGGACAUUCGGCUAUCACUAUCAACACUAACUAUCAGCUGUGGAAGACCAUCGCCUAAAACAAGACCUGCCACUGCCCGAACCCUACAUUUUGUUUUGUUUUGUUUUUAAAGUGUCUUUGAGAUUCUCUUUGUAAUGAAAAGCGCUAUAUAAAAGACAUCUAUUAUUAUUGGAAAUUGUAUCCAGCCUUUGGUGUGGCUUAGGGCUUUAUUUCGUCAGAGACACAAUGUUGCUUUCGACUGUAGCUUAUUCAAGACUACGAGUGUAUUAGUAUGACUGUUUCAUUCCCCCUCCUUGCAUAAAAUAUAAUAAGGACUUGUCAGAAAACAUAGCUCUCUUGGAGUGUUAGCACACAAGAGAAACUGUACUAGAAUAGAAUAGCUAGCUUUGCCGUUUCAGUGCUGCAAGUGUUUGGAAGAUGCAAACAUCAUGUUUGAGUUUGUCCUCUAGGUCAGUUCCAUGUUACCCAGUCAGCAACGCCCCGGCCCUGCGGAACUGCCCCACCCACUCAGCAACGCCCCGGCCCUGCGGAACUGCCCCACCCAGUCAGCAACGACCCGGCCCUGCGGAACUGCCCCACCCAGUCAGCAACGCCCCGGCCCUGCGGAACUGCCCCACCCACUCAGCAACGCCCCGGCCCUGCGGAACUGCCCCACCCACUCAGCAACGCCCCGGCCCUGCGGAACUGCCCCACCCAGUCAGCAACGACCCGGCCCUGCGGAACUGCCCCACCCAGUCAGCAACGCCCCGGCCCUGCGGAACUGCCCCACCCACUCAGCAACUCCCCGGCCCUGCGGAACUGCCCCACCCAGUCAGCAACGCCCCGGCCCUGCGGAACUGCCCCACCCAGUCAGCAACGCCCCGGCCCUGCGGAACUGCCCCACCCAGUCAGCAACGCCCCGGCCCUGCGGAACUGCCCCACCCAGUCAGCAACGCCCCGGCCCUGCGGAACUGCCCCACCCAGUCAGCAACGCCCCGGCCCUGCGGAACUGCCCCACCCACUCAGCAACGCCCCGGCCCUGCGGAACUGCCCCACCCAGUCAGCGGUCUUGUUGUGGCACUGUUUUGUUGGCCAAAUCGAGUGGAGGUCAACCUCAGUGCACAAUUCUGUUAUGUCCAAUUUCCACCCAAUCCAUUCCUUAACUCUCACUCAAUCAUGGUCUUUCCCUGGGCAGAAUGACAACAGAAUCAAAAUCACCAGGCUCAACCAAGCGCCGGACACAUCACCGCUAGUGACAGGCUCUGUUACUGAGAUGACCGGGAGCCCUGUUUUGGCUGUGCAUAUCAUAUAAAACAGGAAGAUAACAUCUUGGCCUAAAAUUGACCAAAUCUAGGCCCUAUGUUGUGGCAAAAGAUCGGUAGAAAGGGAUAUGACAAGCUUUAAACCUUGACUAUAACAAAAUGUUGCUUUCAAAAGCUUUUUUGACCUUUCCACAUUCCUUGUGUCUUCAACCCCAUUGGACAUGAGACUAUUAAACACUGACCAGCACUGUACUGAAAACAGCUAAACAGCAUCCUCUCCAGCUCCUCAUGAGUUAUUCUGGAGUAUUUUGAUUUUUAGAAGAGGGAGGAUUGACAUACUUCCCUGGAUUUUACAUGGGGCCUGUGAGCAACAAGCGUCAAGUGAAACACUGAGUUGUGCUGCAAAGCUUAACCCUCAGGUAGUUUGUGUCGACUUCAUGGUGGACUCCCACACACUGUAGUAGACAGGAGCUGCUCUCCCACAGCAGAGGUUAAUGGGGUGCUCAGCCGUUUGUGGCUGGUUGGCUUCCCUCUGUUUUGAGAGAAUGCCCUGAAGUAGACGUCUGUUAUGAAGUGAUUUGAAAGGCUAGUUAAGGACCAUACAGUGAGGGAAGAAAGUAUUUGAUCCCUUGCUGAUUUUGUACGUUUGCCCACUGACAAAGACAUGAUCAGUCUAUAAUUUUAAUGGUAGGUUUAUUUGAACAGUGAGAGACAGAAUAACAACAACAAAAUCCAGAAAAACGCAUGUCAAAAAAGUUAUAAAUUGAUUUGCAUUUUAAUGAGGGAAAUAAGUAUUUGACCCCUCUGCAAAACAUGACUUAGUACUUGGUGGCAAAACCCUUGUUGGCAAUCACAGAGGUCAGACAUUUCUUGUAGUUGGCCACGGAGGUAGUUGGCCAACUACAAGUAGUUGGCCAAGGAGGUUCUCACCCAAUAUUUGACGGUACAUGGCCCCGUCCAUCGUCCCUUUGAUACGGUGAAGUUGUCCUGUCCCCUUAGCAGAAAAACACCCCCAAAGCAUAAUGUUUUCACCUCCAUGUUUGAUGGUGGGGAUGGUGUUCUUGGGGUCAUAGGCAGCAUUCCUCCUCCUCCAAACACGGCGAGUUGAGUUGAUGCCAAAGAGCUCGAUUUUGGUCUCAUCUGACCACAACACUUUCACCCAGUUCUCCUCUGAAUCAUUCAGAUGUUCAUUGGCAAACUUCAGACGGCCCUGUAUAUGUGCUUUCUUGAGCAGGGGGACCUUGCGGGUGCUGCAGGAUUUCAGUCCUUCACGGCGUAGUGUGUUAUCAAUUGUUUUCUUGGUGACUAUGGUCCCAGCUGCCAUGAGAUCAUUGACUAGAUCCUCCCGUGUAGUUCUGGGCUGAUUCCUCACCAUUCUCAUGAUCAUUGCAACUCCACGAGGUGAGAUCUUGCAUGGAGCCCCAGGCCGAGGGAGAUUGACAGUUUUGUGUUUCUUCCAUUUGCAAAUAAUCGCACCAACUGUUGUCACCUUCUCACCAAGCUGCUUGGCGAUGGUCUUGUAGCCCAUUCCAGCCUUGUGUAGGUCUACAAUCUUGUCCCUGACAUCCUUGGAGAGCUCUUUGGUCUUGGCCAAAGUGGAGAGUUUGGAAUCUGAUUGAUUGAUUGCUUCUGUGGACAGGUGUCUUUUAUACAGGUAUCAAGCUGAGAUUAGAAGCACUCCCUUUAAGAGUGUGCUCCUAAUCUCAGCUCGUUACCUGUAUAAAAGACACCUGGGAGCCAGAAAUCUUUCUGAUUGAGAGGGGGUCAAAUACUUAUUUCCCUCAUUAAAAUGCAAAUCAAUUUAUAACAUUUUUGACAUGCGUUUUUCUGGAUUUUUUCUGUCUCUCACUGUUCAAAUAAACCUACCAUUAAAAUUAUAGACUGAUCAUUUCUUUGUCAGUGGGCAAACAUACAAAAUCAGCAGGGGAUUAAAUACUUUUUUCCCUCACUGUAUCUCCUCCAUCUUACCUGACACCCUAGAUCCACUACAAUUUGCAUACCGCCCCAACAGAUUCACGGAUGACGCAAUGGCCAUUGCACUGCACACUGCCCUAUCCCACCUGGACAAGAGAAAUACCUAUGUUAGAAUGCUGUUCAUCGACUACAGCUCAGCCUUUCAACACCAUAGUACCCUCCAAGCUCAUCACUAAGCUCAGGGCCCUGGGUCUGAACCCCUUCCUGUGCAACUGGGUCCUGGACUUCCUGACGGGCCGACCCCAGGUGGUGAAGGUAGGCAACAACACCUCCGCCACGUUGAUCCUCAACACGGUGGCCCCACAGGGGUGUGUGCUCAGCCCCCUCCUGUACUUCCUGUUCACCCAUGACUGCGUAGCCAUGCACAUCUCCAACUCAAUCAUUAAGUUUGCUGACGACACAGCAGUGAUAGGCCUGAUUACCAACAACGAUGAGACAGCCUACAGGAAGGAGGUGAGAGCCCUGGCAGAGUGGUGCCAGCAAAAUAACCUCUCCCUCAAUGUCAACAAAAGGAAGGAGCUGAUUGUGGACUAAAGGACACAGCAGACAGAGCACGCCCCCAUCCACAUCGACAGGAGAGGGUCAAAAGCUUCAAGUUCCUUUGCGUGAACAUCACUGAGGACCUAAAAUGGUCCCUUCACACCUACAGUGUGGCGAAGAAGGCACAAGAGCGCCUCUUCAACCUCAGGAGGCUGAAGAAAUUCGGCUUGGCCCCUAAGACCCUCACAAACUUCUACAGAUUCACGAUUGAGAGCAUUCUGUCCGGCUGUAUCACUGCCUGGUAUGGCAUUUGCAUUGUCUGCAACUGCAGGUCUCCCCAGAGGAUGAUGCGGUCAGCUGCUAAACUGUACGCAACCAAUAACAUUUGAUUUGAGUUAGCAGGCUAUGGGCACAUCUGUGAGUGAUCACUGUCCGUGAUGUGCCUUGAUCCUGGUUGAUGGACAAGGGAAGCUCACUUUGGUACUAAAAACAUGUUUUUACUCAGCAUAUUUCAUACUGUCUGGUACAUGGCUUAAACCCUUUUUUUUUUAUCAAGACAAAUAACACUUUUCCAGGAUACAUUUUGUUCUCCCUUUCAUUCAUAGCCAGGCCAUUAUGGGUUGAAUAAGCCCUAGAAUUGUUGUACCUCUUAAAAACAAUGCUAAUCCCCAAAACAUUGCUGUGGCCUAGUUUUAAUGAAUACCCUGAUGGUCUGUGUGGUGUUCCAGAUUACAGCCUAUUCUUUAUUAUUUUCACCCGAAUAUAUUACAAUGCACGGCAUUGUUAAAAGGGUUGGAUCCCCCAGAUAGGACGUGUUGGAUGCUGUGUUUUGAAUAAUAUAUAUUUUUUUCUUCUUCUCAUUAUUGAUCUUGGUUAGUUUACAUCAAAGCUACUGAGUGUGCAGGCUUUUGUCCAGCCCUGCUCUAAAGGCUGUAACAAAACCACUGCGUACCCAGUAGCUCUCCAGGAGGCAGUGUAAUAAUAUAAUUUAUUCAACUUUUAAAGUGAUAUUCAUUACAUAAAGAAAUCUCAAAGCGCUGUAAAUCAACAACAAAAAACAAGCUAUUUAAAAACAAGAUCAUUAAUCAUCAUGUGUAGUUCAAGAGAUUGAGAAAGUUCAUGGCUUGAUUGAGGUCAGUGGAGGGAGGAGGUGGUCAAAGGGGAGACGUGUAGGGUAACAUGGUCUAUUUUCAGACAUGGACAUUUCAUUAUGGGUUGCUAAAGUGGUCUUGAGGAGAGGGGUGGAGUGAAAGUGCUCCUUCAGGGAGAGAGAGGGUCCAGGCUAUGUGCACUCAGUUUAACAAGGUUCUAGAGCAGAUUUUUACAUUAACCUAAUAAAAACAGUUCUGUAAGAAUGGGGUUUGGGCAGUAGGCCUAAUGCAUUAUCACAGCAUAUUGGCUAUAUGCCUGGCCUGCCAAUAUUGUUCUUCUCAGACCAUAUUAUAUUUCAAAACACGAGCUUUGAUUACAAAAUAGAUCAGUUGGUGUAGCACCUGCGAGGCACAGCUGAGCAUAAAUUGAAAUAAUUUGCAAAUAAUUUGCUUUUUUAUUUUACUGGACUGAUGGUACCUGCAUCUGAUGGUCAUGGUGCUUUCAAGACAACUGGGAACACGGAAAAAAAACUAGGUCAAAUAAUGACGUCAGUGAUCUUCAGGUUGGAAAAUCGGAGGUCUAAAAAGAUGUCAGAGUUUCCGACUUGGAAUUCAGUUGUCUUGAACGCACUGAAGUCGGAAGUCGGAGAUUUCCAAGUUCCCAGUUGUUUUGAACACGGCGUUAGUCUCAGCGGAGGUAGGGAGGGAGGGAGAGAGCAGCAGAGGGUACGUCUCUCAUGGUCCUUGCUCUGUCCUUCCUUUCCUCCGGUGAGACUGACCAGAGAGAGGGGACACCGUCUUCCACCUGAUGGCAAAAGUCGAGUCGCACCCCACCGCAUCUGCCUCAUGCACAAAUUCAUGUUGUUCCUAUGACCAGAGAAAGUGAAAUAUUCCUCGACUUUAAAAUAAACACGACGAGCUGCUAAUAAUAAUAAUAAUAACACAGGGCUAUCGAUACACUUGGCUACUCAUUCAUUGUAGCUGCAGCGCGAGGGGAUGUAGGGAGAAGAGCGUUUUGUAAUAGUGUUGAAUAAAAACAGUGACAGUGCUGAAUAAAAUGUUUAACAUGAACUCACUCAUAAAAACAGCAUCUCUUUGCUGUGUUCUUUGGCAGUCUCUCUGUGGUCAUGGUUUUAAAAGUGAUUCAAUCUUACGUAGGCUAGUAUCAAACUUUGCGUUGGCGGGGUUUGUGGAAGCGCUGUAUGCACAGUGAUUUGAGCUAUCCGAUUGGCCAGCGCAGUAGGCGAACUCGAUUUAGCCAUAGAUAGCGGAGUUUGUCUUUUAGACAAAUGAAAUGGUUAAAAAUGGGAACACUUUGCUUACCCAGUGCGCAGGGCUUUUGAAUCAAGUGCACCAACCGUCAACAGCCCAAUUCGGAUCCGAGUUGGACCACAUGUCCCGGAUUGUGCAGGACAGUCCCGCAUUUGGGCCCUGCCGUCCCGCAACCAAACAAUCAUGUCCCGCAUUUUAUCAACACAUUCAGACACCACUCAUUUAGAAAAAAUGGUCAAUUUGUCCCGUAUUUCAGUCAGACAUUCUGACCUGUCCCUUGCAGUCACGUUGCGCUUAUGAAAAUGCAUAUAUCAUAAGGAUGUGGUAGCCUAAGCCUACUGGUGAAGCCCAGUUCUCCAGUCGUUCUUGAGAUCUGGUAUUCUGCGCCGCGCAAGAGGAAAAGUAAUGUAAUUGGCCUAUCAUCAACCAAUCAUAUUUCUCAAACCCUUUCAGGCUAAAUUCCAGCUAAACUUGGAGAGGACAGUUAGGCCUAACUACUUACGAAAAUGUGAUUUCCUUAUAUGAACUGUAAUUCUGUAAAAUAUUAUAAAUUGUUACAUGUUGCGUUUUAUAUUUCUGUUCAGUAUAAAUAGCUGUAGACUGAAAGAUAAGGUAAUUUCAUCAAACUUUUGAGGCUCUGCAUGCUCAUCAGUUGCUCAUUCAACAAAUUUGCUGCUACUUCACUCAAUUCUGUUUUUAAAAGUCUCCCUUCCUAACUGUUUUACAUUCCCUGAGACCAACCAGAAAGUUUCUUGGCCAAAUAUUUGCAGAUUUUGUGGUCUCUCGUUUCUGCAUCACCAAAUUUUGCGCAGGCAAAAGAGUAGGCUAGGUGCGCUUCUAUUGCUCAUUCGUUGCACGGACUGCAGGAGCUUCGCUCCGCCACUUCAGGUCAAAACUGAAUCAAUGUCUUGUAAGAGCACAUAAUGAUUAAUUAGUAUUUGACAUAACAUAUCGAAAUGUAUAGUAUGAAAAAUGUAUGCACUCACUAAUUGUAAGUCGCUCUGGAUAAGAGCGUCUGCUAAAUGACUAAAAUGUAAAUGUAAAUGUAUAGUAGGGCUGACUCCAUUUAGUCGACUGGUCGAUUGUUUGGUUGGUAGGCUGUUGGUCGACCAAUUUUUUUUUAGUUGAGCACUAUAUUUAAAAAAGAUCUCAUGGUAUAGCUGUCUGAUUCGUGCCUGUCUGAGUGGACUAAUCCAUUGUGGAGGCCGUGGGGAUGGCACAGUCCAUCACUCAAAGACGUGCUACUGAAAUUGUAUAUGGUUAUAGUACAAUUUCGGCAAUUGCAUUCACAAAUGAAUGUGACCAUUUUUUGUCUUUGCUGUAAUAAAGGCUUAGCAAAAAAUUUUUACAACAGACUCUCUGGUACGCUUAUAAUGCAUUUAGUGUUGUUUACAUCGUUCCAAACGGUCAGAGAAAUUAUAUUGUAAUCUAUACAGCACCUGUUUGGCACACAUAAUAUGCACGCAGCGCUUGCUCCAUACCUUAUUUUUCUUGAUCUCCAGUAUUUUCCACAACUAGUCAAAUGUUUUUAUUCAUGUAGGCUACACUGUCCCGCAAAAUCAUCCUGUUGUCCCGCAUUUGGGUAUUUUAAAUGUGGUCACCCUAGAUCCGACCCCAAAACAUGUCAGAGCUGAGAGUGAAUCGGCUCCAAAUUGGGUCGGGCCUGUAUCCGACCCAAAUGGAUCCGAAAGAUUUAAAAAAUGCAGCUUUAUUGCCGCGCAAUCCAGCGGAAUUGUUUUGACUAGUCUGGCAGUGAACUUUAACAUGCGUUUUCGGUUGUAUCUAAAAUAUGCUAAUUGAUUUGUGGUCUACAGCUUAGUAUUUUUAUAAUGACAUCCCUAUAGUUAGAUAUUGAAUAUUUGAGUUGGAUAAUUUUUUUAUUAUCAUCGCGAGCCAGACUGAGCGCAGCGAAUAGUUGUAACCUAAUAUUUUGUUUACUGAGCAACAUUACAAUCUAGCAUAUUUAACUGUUUUCAUCAACACUGAUUUAGACUAAAGGUAGGCUGUAGCCUGUUUGACCAGCAAGCUUCAAAAUCAAUUCAGAAAGUAUUCACACCCAUUGAUUGUCUUUACCACAUUUUGUUUUUACAGCCUGAAUUUAAAAUGGAUUAAAUUGAGAUUUUGUGCCACUGAUCUACUACACACAAUACCCCAUAAUGUCAAAGUUGAAUUAUGUUUUUAGAAAUGUUUACAAAUUCAUUCAAAUGAAAAGCUGAAGUGUCUUGAGUCAAGAAGAGUGAAGAAAUGAAAGUUCACAGAAGUAAGAAAAGUUAGACCUACCAAUUAGUUAGUGUUUUUAGUGAUAUCAAGUUUGUUUAUGAAUUAUUUGGUGAUUAAAACUCGAAUUCUGUUGACAAAUUGGUAACGAAAUUACCGAAAAAUCAGUAAUGGAAUUAUUGCAAUUGAAUUGGCUACAAUCGGAAAUCCAUAGUAGUCACAAACCACAGUUGGGUCACCUGCUACUGUCCUCUCUUCCACUGGCAUACUGUUAUGUUCAGCUCAUAACUGUUUUCUCUCUUUCUGUCUUCUUGUGGUAAAAGCAAGACUGUGAAAACAGUCUUCUCUCGCUCUUCUCGCUCUCUCCAGUUAAUGUCACCUCUUCCGGCUCUUACUGACACCUACCAUGACACAUACCACCUACCCUCUUUCUAUUUACUCUAACAAGCAUCCUUUCCCACUGAACCAAUCAUAGAUGUUUGUUUCACAAGUUUGGACAGCACAAUACAGUACAGUAGAGCACACAAGAGUAAAGUACAGUAUAAUGUACUGUACUAUACAUAUUUACUGUACUAUGCUGUACUGUGAUGUCCAAACUUCUGACACAUAGACGGCUAUGAUUGGUGUGGGAAAUUAUUCUCUUAUAUUUUAGAUGUGCUGUUAGCUUAAUAAGAAAGCAUUAAUGAUUAAACAUAAUAGGUUUGUGCUGUACUGAUAUAGACUGUUUAACAUAACAAGCUGUGAUUCAUGUGAGGAGCUGUUAGGGGGUAGGGAGAGAUAAGACUUGUGAUUCACUUACACAAACACUACCUCUUUGUUGAACUGCCCAAGGACAUAUGUACAAAGUGUACAGUUAGAGUGGGAAAGUACAGGAAAACUGUGUCUAUGGGUGCUGACUCUCUGGACAAGUUGCAAAACAACUGAUGCCUGGCAACAGUGAAGCGCCAAGGGCAUGGGACCAGCCUGUGCGCCAACGAUAGGCUGAGUAAGUCUAAACCACGCUCAGUCUCUACUCUGAUAGGCCAGCAGGGAGCAGGAACUAUCUCUGUCAGAGUAUUUAAAGAAGAACUUAUAACAAUGGACCAGUUCUCUGUCUGCCCUGCGUGGUAUUUCAGUGGACCCGUAUAUACGAACAUCAUAUUUACCAUUGAAGUGUUUUGCAUUAAUUAAAAUACUAGUCUAUUUUAGAAGACGUGUAUUGACCUCCUUUUUGUUCCAAUACCAGAUUUGAAUUGACGCAACUUAACAUUGUUUUAGAUUUGGUCUGGUCCGGACCAACCAAAUGUGGUCUUGUUUAGGGGUGGAGGUCAUUAGAAUAAUAGCCAGUGUGUAGAAUAAUACACAAAUAUGCAAAAGAAGGAUACUGCAUUUUUCUACCUUUGUGUACCUAUUCAGGAUACAUCACCAUGAAGAUAAUGACAUUCAUAUCCAUAAUUAUGCAUUUCUGUAUAGUACAGAUCAGGGACCCAUAAUAUAAUUCCGUUAGCGGCUGUAAAUCCACUUCACCUACUACUGUAGUUCAUUAACCAAAAUAUAUAUUUUUUUAACUCAAGGUGUCAUGUCAUAGCUGACACCCCAUUCUUUCUGUAGACAUAUUUGAAUCAUAAUUCAGAGCAGAUAUGUAUACGUUUUUGGAAAACGUGGUCGCAUAAAAAAAACUGAGGGAGAUUUUACUUAUAUUCUGUUACCAAACUUUGCAUCUGCACAGUUCUUCCAGUAAAUGUGUUAAAAUUGUAUGGUUUGUUAAACUUUGAAAUCAAUGGUUUUUGUUUGGCAUACAUUUUAAAGUGAAAAAUCUGUCAGUUUCCGUGGAAUUGCCCUACAUCUGAUGACUGAUAACAGGCAUGCUCCUUUACUGGCAGGCUAAUUCAAAUCUUGCUGGACUUGGGUUGAUGCUCUACUCUAUGCUGGUAUCUCAGCCCUCUCCUUAAUAAAGGCAUGCUGUUGGAAGUUGCUGUAUACCAAAGGCUGCACUAGGCCUAUUAGGCUACUAAUCAAGCCCCUGACAUCAUCUUGAACCAGUGUUUCACUUGUCUCAGUAGCAUUACAAUAUGUUACCCAGACAGUGGACUGUGAGUCAGUCCAGGACUUUAGUCAGACCUCUUGUGCAUUGGCAUUUAGCUCUGUUACCACCAGCCAAAACCCAAGCAACACCAGCCUUUGUGUUGGAGUCUGAAAUGUCAGGUUUUAGUUUUAAGGAGUGUGCAAUUAAGGUCAUAAUUGUCAGUCAUGGUGAGUGUGGUAGAUUGGAACACUAACUGGUCGGUUUGUUGCCACAUACUGGUAAUCAUCUUUUCAGAAUAUGUUACAGCUAGCCUACUCCUCACCACCGUUUCACUGUGUGGUUUUGCUCUGGCAAAUGUCUCAGCAGUUAAUUUUAAGCUGUAGUGGAGGGUAAGGUCAAUGAAGCCAGAUGGAGAGCUAUGGUGGGACUCUGGCCAAGACACAGACUGUUACUACAGCCUGGGAUUCAAUUAUAUCUACAGCAUGAACCUCACAAUUACAUCUCACUGCCAAUAUCACUGCAAAAAGCUGACCUUGGUCCGACUAUCAUCUCAUUUCAACCUCCGUGUCUCACAUAGCCUCCUAAACCACACAAACAUAUGUAAAAAAAAAUAUAUAUAUAUAUAUAUAUAUGUGAACGCAGCAAUCAGUGUGUUUUAUGUCACACACACACAACGGUUUCCUGAACUAACCUCUCUCUCUCAUUCCUUUUGUAUGAAGGUUCACCAAGAACCUGUCCCCAGACAAGAUCAACCUGAGCACGCUGAAGGGCGAGGGCCAGCUGUCCAACCUGGAGCUGGAUGAAGAGGUGCUGCAGAACAUGCUGGACCUGCCCACCUGGUUGGCGGUCACCCGGGUCUACUGCAACAAGGCUGCAAUCAGGGUGAGACAACCGUGUUCUUCUGAUAAUAAACCAUGUCAAAUCCAUAUCAGUCUUUCCCUAGGGCUGUGGCAGUCAUGUCAUUUUGUCAGUUGGUUAUUGUCAUGCAAAAUACUGCCGGUCUCACGGUAAUUUACAGUUAAUUAACAUAAACACGUUUAGCAUCUCCAGGCCUCCACACAUACAGCAUUGCCUAGGGCUAUACGUUCCCUCCCAGACUCAUGGAUAUACAUUUUGGAGCAUAGCAUAAGGUAACCAGUCCAUCCAGUAUGCAUAAUAAUAUAUCCACACUCAAAGGCGAUUACUCGAAUUUGUUAAAUUUUUUUGUAUAGGCUAGACCAGUUAUGUACCAAAGACAUCUUAAAUCAGUUUUGUUGUAUGUUUUUCUGCCAUGUGUAAUAUGCGGUAGACUAUGUAUUGUAUAAGGGGGGUAGGGGAUGGUUGGGCUCAUAAGCCUAUGCAUACAGUGCAUUCUGAAAGUUUUCAUACCCCUUGACUUUCUCCACAUUUUGUUAAUUUACAGCCUUACUCUAAAAGGGAAUCAUUUUUUUUCUUCUUAUCAAUCUACACACAAUACCCCAUAAUGACACAGCAAAAACAGGUUUUUAGAAAUGUUUGCUUAACUUAAAAAUAAAUAAAUAUAAAAGUUACAUAAGUAUUCAGACCCUUUACUCAGUACUUGGUUGAAGCACCUUUGGCAGCGAUUAAAGCCUCGAGUCUUCUUGGGUAUGACGCUACAAGCUUGGCACACCUGUAUUUGGGGAGUUUCUCCCAAUCUUCUCUGCAGAUCCUCUCAAGCUCUAUCAGGUUGGAUGGGGAGUGUUGCUGCACAGCUAUUUUCAGGUCUCUCCAGAGAUGUUCGAUCGGGUUAAAGUCCGGGCUCUGGCAGGGCUACUCAAGGACAUUGCUGCCACUACCAUGCUUCACCAUAGGGAUGGUGCCAGGUUUCCUCCAGACAUGACGCUUGGCAUUCAGGCCAAAGAGUUCAAUCUUGGUUUCAUCAGACCAGAGAAUCUUGUUUCUUAUGGUCUGAGAGUCCUUUAGGUGCCUUUUGGCAAACUCCAAGGGGGCUGUUGUGCCUUUUCCUGAGGAAUGGCUUCUGUCUGGCCACUCUACCAUAAAUGCCUGAUUGGUGGAGUGCUGCAGAGAUGGUUGUUCUUCUGGAAGGUUCUCUCAUCUCCACAGAGGAACUCUGGUGCUCUGUCAGAGUGACCAAUCAGGUUCUUGGUCACCUCCCUGACCAAGGUCCUUCUCCCCCAAUUGCUCAGAUUGGCGGGGCAGCCAGCUCUAGGAAGAGUCUUGGUGGUUCCAAACUUCUUCCAUUUAAGAAUGAUGGAGGACACUUUGUUCUUGGGGACCUUCAGUGCUGCAGGGAUGUUUUGGUACCCUUCCCCAGAUCUGUGCCUCGACACAAUCCUGUCUCGGAGCUCUACGGACAAUUCCUUCGACCUCAUGGCUUGGUUUUUGCUCUGACAUUCACUGUCAACUGUGGGACCUUAUAUAGACAGGUGUGUGCCUUUCCAAAUCAUGUGCAAUCCAUUGAAUUUACCACAGGUCGACUCCAGUCAAGUUGCAGAAACAUCUCAAGGAUGAUCAAUGGAAACAGGAUGCACCUGAGCUCAAUUUCGAGUCUCAUAGCAAAGGGUCUGAAUACUUAUGUAAAUAAGGUAUUUCAGUUUGAUUUAUUUUAUAAAAAAACCUGUUUUUGCUUUGUCAUUAUGGGGUAUUGUGUGUAGAUUGAUGAGGAAAUGUUUUUAUUUAAUCAAUUUUAGAAUAAUGCUGUAACGUAACAAAAUGUGGAAAAAGUGAAGGGGUCUGAAUACUUUCCGAAGUCACUGUGUGCUCUAAUAUGUGUAUGGGUGUUUGAAUUAAUCAUCACCUUAGAAAGCGCUGUCCAUUUCGUUGUGUUAGGCUUUGAAUCAACAUCCACAACAACCAUGUUUUACACUCAGUUUCAACCUGCUGUUGAACUUCUUUCAUUUCAUCUAAUUGAUCAUCACAGUGAGGUGAGUUUUAAAAGCACACACUGUUUUGAUGACAAGUGUUUGAUGUGGUUUUCGUUGGCAUUUGCAUUGAUGUCAGUGUGGUUAGGGGGACAAUAGAGCCCUGAGUACCAGGCCAUUAGGACCUGAUGGUCGUUAGCAAGUUGAGUACUACCAACGCAUGUCCAGAGUGCAUAAGAGGAGAUUACAGUGACUCAACGGUCACGUGGAAUUUUAUUGCGGUCAUGACUCAUGACUGCCGGUGUGGCGGUAAUACGAUCACCGCAACAGCCCUAUCUUUCCCCAAUGGAAAUUGCUGCAUACAGAUAAGAAAGGGUUUUCCAGAAUUAUAUCACUGCAUUAAUUUUGUAGUUAAAGCUUGAAUCCUUAAUGGUGAAACAGCCACGUCCGUUUGCCACGUCCGUUACCGCAAACAACGAAAACAGUGUUUUCCCCCCUCAGAUAUCAUUGCACGCGUUAUAGAAGAGCACAAUAUGUACUGCAAUUUUUUUCCCCAUGCUGCUGACACAAAAACAAUAAGAGCGAUGGUGGGGCGGCCAGUGGCACUGUUUCCCCCUACUGCGGAUUCCAUCUUUAAUGUCAGUAUAUGCUGACCAAAGGAAGAUUAACAUGAAAGCAGUAAAGCACUGCCAAGCAAAACAUAUGGUGAGUGGUUUGACAAGACCAUGUUAUUGUGGUUUCACUGUGUAGCCUUUAGCUCCAUCAAUGAAAGCCACAGAGGGCAUAAGCUACACACGCUCCCUGCCAGCAGUCCAGAGAUAAGCAGUACUGCUGUCUGAUAACACUGAGAUCAGUGCACACAUCUCUAGACCCACUGCUAUCUCCAGAUAACAGAGAGAGAAACAGUGUGGAAGAACACAAAAGGUCAGAGGCUAGCAACAGCACCGGACAAGGCCUGAAUGGAGCAACCUGUUUAGGGAGAUGUGGACUAGAUCAGAGGAGAUGAGCUCUGCGUGGGUUGCCUCUUGAGGGCCCUGGUGUCCCUUUUAUCUCCAAUAUUACUAGUUUGAAGCCAGUCUAGGUCAGAUAUUAGUCUACAAGGAGAGGUCUAAAAGCACAAGCCUCAUUGUUUCUUGGUGUAGGCUAUCUUGUGCACAGUGAAUGAUAAACAUUACAGUAGAACAGUGCUGAGGAAAGUGUUUGUGCAUGACUGGUCCCCUGCUGUUUUGUCUCCCUUAGAUACAAUGGACAAAGUUGAAGACCAGCCCUAUCUGCCUGGUAUGAAUUCUGCUCUUUGUUCUAUUCCUCCAUGAGUUUGUUGACUUUUCUCUUUUUCUUUCUCUCGCUCUCCUUCUGUCUCUCGCCCUUUCUUUCUCUUGUAACAGAUUGUAUGGUUUCAUGUUGUUAUACUGCUAUCAGGGUGUGGCCUCAGGCUAUAGCCUACAAUGUUGACCCAUGGUAUCCUUGCAGUUCCUGGACAAGGUAGAGGUGGAGAUGAGAACGUGUGAGGAGCCCCGCGCCCCAAAUGGUCCCUCCCCUAUUGCCAUCACUGCUGGCCAGAGGUACGCCUUAUCUGUUCUGUCUGUUUGGAACCUUUUGAGGGAUUUCACUGUUCAUGCUCUUUACUAGUGAAAGGAUAGAUACAUAGUUAUAUGCAAUUGUUCAUAUGUUGUUAGUAAUAAUGUGAUGUAAAGUCUAGAUUCUCAUCUUUUUGCAGUGAGUAUGGCUUUGCUGAGAAGGUGGUGGAGGGUAUGUCAGUCAUCAUCAACUCCAUCACCAUCAAAGUGCAGUCCCGUGCCUUCCAUGCUUCCUUCGAGCUCUGGCAGCUCCAGGGUAACAGUCUCAACCCCAAAUGGCAGAAAACUGACCUCCGCUACACCCGCAUCACAGACCCCAAGAGAGGAGAGGUACACUCACAUAAUUAACUUACCACGAUUAUAUUGUAUUUAUACCACCUGUGUUCACCUUCCUUCCUGUCAAGCCACAGUAUAUAUUGUACAGCAUGUCCAGGUUACAUGGUACAGUUAGUACAGCAUGUCCAGGUUACAUGGUACAGUUAGUACAGCAUGUCCAGGUGGACAUGAGACAGUUAGGUACAGCAUGUCCAGGUUACAUGAUACAGUGAGUACAGCAUGUCCAGUUACAUUGGUCCAGUUAGUACACGCAUGUCCAGGUGGUUACUGGUGUACAGUUAAGUUCGUACAGCAUGUUCCAGGUUACAUGGUUACAUGUUAGUCAAGCAUGUCCAGGUUACAUGGUAAAGUUAGUAACAGCAUGUCCAGGUUCAUGGUACAGUUAGUACAGCAUGUCCAGGUACUUACAUGUUAGGUUACAUGAUACAGUUAGUACAGCAUGUCCAGGUUACAUGGUACAGUUAGUACAGCAUGUCCAGGUUACAUGGUACAGUUAGUACAGCAUGUCCAGGUUACAUGGUACAGUUAGUACAGCAUGUCCAGGUUACAUGGUACAGUUAGUACAGCAUGUCCAGGUUACAUGGUACAGUUAGUACAGCAUGUCCAGGUUACAUGGUACAGUUAGUACAGCAUGUCCAGGUUACAUGAUACAGUUAGUACAGCAUGUCCAGGUUACAUGGUACAGUUAGUACAGCAUGUCCAGGUUACAUGGUACAGUUAGUACAGCAUGUCCAGGUUACAUGGUACAGUUAGUACAGCAUGUCCAGGUUACAUGGUACAGUUAGUACAGCAUGUCCAGGUUACAUGGUACAGUUAGUACAGCAUGUCCAGGUUACAUGUACAGUUAGUACAGCAUGUCCAGGUUACAUGGUACAGUUAGUACAGCAUGUCCAGGUUACAUGGUACAGUUAGUACAGCAUGUCCAGGUUACAUGGUACAGUUAGUACAGCAUGUCCAGGUUACAUGGUACAGUUAGUACAGCAUGUCCAGGUUACAUGGUACAGUUAGUACAGCAUGUCCAGGUUACAUGGUACAGUUAGUACAGCAUGUCCAGGUUACAUGGUACAGUUAGUACAGCAUGUCCAGGUUACAUGAUACAGUUAGUACAGCAUGUCCAGGUUACAUGAUACAGUUAGUACAGCAUGUCCAGGUUACAUGGUACAGUUAGUACAGCAUGUCCAGGUUACAUGGUACAGUUAGUACAGCAUGUCCAGGUUACAUGGUACAGUUAGUACAGCAUGUCCAGGUUACAUGGUACAGUUAGUACAGCAUGUCCAGGUUACAUGGUACAGUUAGUACAGCAUGUCCAGGUUACAUGGUACAGUUAGUACAGCAUGUCCAGGUUACAUGAUACAGUUAGUACAGCAUGUCCAGGUUACAUGAUACAGUUAGUACAGCAUGUCCAGGUUACAUGAUACAGUUAGUACAGCAUGUCCAGGUUACAUGGUACAGUUAGUACAGCAUGUCCAGGUUACAUGGUACAGUUAGUACAGCAUGUCCAGGUUACAUGGUACAGUUAGUACAGCAUGUCCAGGUUACAUGGUACAGUUAGUACAGCAUGUCCAGGUUACAUGGUACAGUUAGUACAGCAUGUCCAGGUUACAUGAUACAGUUAGUACAGCAUGUCCAGGUUACAUGAUACAGUUAGUACAGCAUGUCCAGGUUACAUGGUACAGUUAGUACAGCAUGUCCAGGUUACAUGGUACAGUUAGUACAGCAUGUCCAGGUUACAUGAUACAGUUAGUACAGCAUGUCCAGGUUACAUGAUACAGUUAGUACAGCAUGUCCAGGUUACAUGAUACAGUUAGUACAGCAUGUCCAGGUUACAUGAUACAGUUAGUACAGCAUGUCCAGGUUACAUGAUACAGUUAGUACAGCAUGUCCAGGUUACAUGGUACAGUUAGUACAGCAUGUCCAGGUUACAUGGUACAGUUAGUACAGCAUGUCCAGGUUACAUGGUACAGUUAGUACAGCAUGUCCAGGUUACAUGGUACAGUUAGUACAGCAUGUCCAGGUUACAUGGUACAGUUAGUACAGCAUGUCCAGGUUACAUGGUACAGUUAGUACAGCAUGUCCAGGUUACAUGGUACAGUUAGUCUAGGCUACAGAGUCACUGUAUCUAUUUUUCAGGCCAGCAGUAAAUCACUUAAUUAGGCCUAUUGUUUAGUGUUUUAUUUAAUCAAGAUUUUCUGCCCCUCUAAAUGAGAUCCAGUAAUCAAGUUAUCAGGAAAUGCAUAUGCGUAAACCUCAGUGAUUACCUCUUUUACAUGGUCUCCCUGUUUGUCUCGUAAAGACAAAGAUUGUUAGGCCAGUGUACUUCUGGCUCCACCUAUACACUGGUUCCUUAAUAUGUAUAUUGUGUCUGUGUCUGUCUGUCUCUGUGUGUUUUGUCCAACCUUCCAGGUGUUGACGUUUAAGGAGAUCAACUGGCAGAGUCUGCGUAUCGAGGCCGAUGCCAUAGAGAGUGAGGACCAGGACCUGAACAGUACCCCACUACGCCUCAUCACCAACCAAGGACGCAUCCGCAUCGCCCUGAAGCGCAGGGUAAGACUGGACCAUGGGGGUGGGCUUUACUUGAUGUGACUUUUCCCCAACAGUUUACCCAUGUUACACUUUCUCAAAUGCAACUGUUCUCAUGGUGUAUCAGAGGUAAAUAAACAAACAACCAUUGUGUCAUUGUAAAAUGAUGACUAACCAGUAAAAUGGUUGUCUUAUGACGACUAACCAGGUUUCUCCUGUCUUUAAUCAUACCCCAGUUGAAGGACUGUAACGUGCUGGCCUCUAAGCUGUUCUUCAUCCUGGACGACCUGCUGUGGGUGCUGACGGACUCUCAGCUCAAAGCUGUCAUCCACUACGCCAAGUCCCUGAGUGAGGCCAUGGAGAAGUCUGCCCAACAGAGGAAGAGCAUGGCCGCAAAGUCCCUACAGGUACCAUCCUCCCACCUUUCUCUUAUAUUUGUUAGAACCAGUACAGAGUCUGCAGCCCACACUUAUUUUGCCCUGCAGUUCUUUGUCAAAUCUAACUAUAUUACUGAACUGCUGCCUAUCUACUCACUUAAACAUUUUGUCUAGAUAUUAUAAUAGUCUGUGUAAUAAUUGCAGUCAUAUUGCUGAUAUUAUUCUCUCUGUGUUAGACUGCACCCCCGUCCCCUGGUAUCCACGCUCUAUGGACAGACCCUCCACCCUCUCCCAGUGGUGGUUUCCCCAGUACCCUGGACCAGUACUUUGAUCAACACGACGUCAAAGAGUCCUCCUACCACACCUUCAUCUCUCGUCUGGACCUGCACAUAUGCAACGACAGUUCCUCAGCAGACCCCGGUUAGUCCCACAGACACCCCAAAGAUAUGCCAUGCACAGAAUUAGAUUAUAACCUAUGAACCUCAAACUCAACUCUGUACCUUGAAGCCAGUUCCACUGCGUUUUAUAAUUGUUGCCCUCUAAUCAGGGACUCGUUUAGAACUGGGACACCAGGUGUGUGCAAUUAAUUAUCAGGUAGAACAGAAAACCACCAGGCUCCAGACCUCGUAGGGUAAGAGUUGAAUAACCCUGACCUUUGUAGCUUUUCUGCCUAAAGUGAUCUUAUCUCUACUUUCUGGUUGUCUUUAAUUUAGACAAUUAGUGGGUGAAAACAUGCUUUGGUGAUGAAAUUUCACUUCCUAUUGUUAUAAAACACAUUUUACCAAGACAAAUAUGAUUCUUCAUGUUCUGAAUUGUUCAGUGGUGUCUUUUCUAACACAUCAUUAGCAUUAUAUCCAAAAAGUUGGAUUUCGUAACCUAAUACAUCCAAUAAUAAGCACCUCUGACAGAGCGGUGAAGCGCAGCGACUUUUGAGGAUUUUACAUGGUGGUGUGGUGGUCUUCUGCAAAGUUGUUUCCACGGGUUGCAAAAAGCUAAAUGAAUAUGACACGAGCUGAAUUAAAUGUAAAAGGCUUUGAAAAUAAACAGCUUGCGGUACGUUCAGUGCUCCGUUGAAAUUUCAGAGAUACGCUUGUUUUUCAGAUAAAUCUUUAUAUGGAAAGCGUAUACUAAAAUAUGAAAAUACUACAUUUCAUGUCUCAAAAUCGAUAUCGGUCUUACCUCUAUAUUGUUUUAUGUCCUCCGGAUUGGAUAAAAUGACGAGUUCAACGGUGAGCCUGUCAGUUUGCCUUAAUUUUCUCACAGCAUCCAGCCUAGCUGACGCAAUGCUGUUUUCUAGAUUGUUGACCACUUUUUUUCUCUGGCCAUCCUGCAAGGGUAAAAAACUCCAAUAACUUUUGAACAGAUUAUGAUAGAGCAGGGGUUCCCAAACUUUUUUGGGCCACGACCCCGUUUUGAAAUCUGAAAAUUCUCGCGACCCCAACCAUGUGAAAAAAAUAAUGUCAUUAACAGCCAAUGUUUACUUUUUUAUUUGGUGCUAUGGCAGUCAAUUGAAAAGCAUUCUAACAGUAUUUCUGAUUGUCUUCUCAACUCAUCAUCACAUACUUUUAAUGUGGGGCUAUGACAGUCAAUUGCAAAUUAGUCUGACAUAACAUCUCUUAUCUCACCAUCACUAAUGAGAUGGCUGUGCUUGAUGCAUAUCGUGUCGGAGCUUCUCAAAGUCAGGGGGAGUGGUCGACAGUGCUCACCUCAUCUCUGCUGUCACAUCCAACCUGGAUCGAUAUUUGGUUUUAAUGCAGACGAGAGCGCUGAAUCCAGCUUCACACAGAUAUGAGCUGGCAAAGGGUAGCCUGCCAUGAGUUUUAUGGUGUUUCAAGACAAUUGGGAACUCUUUAAAAAAAAUACGAGAUCAAAUCAUGACGUCAGUGCUCUUUAGGUCGGAAAGUCGGAGCUCUAGAAAGAGGCCCGAGUUCCCGAGUUGGAAUUCCGAGUUGGAUGGCUAUUGAAAACUAUUUUUCCCAGUUGGAGCUCGUUUCUUUCAGAGUGUCUUGAAUGCACUGAAGUCGGAAGUCGGAGAUUUCAGAGUUCCAAGUUCCCAGUUGUUUUGAAUGCGGCAUUAAUGCGCAGAGGGAGACUGCACGGUAUUCCCUUUGAGUCAGGAACCAAAACUCCUAGGUAGUGACCCGUGAAUGCGUUGUCUGCAGCAUUCGGUCACAUGACAGCUCGACCAGCUGUUCGAUUUCACUAACCGGCAUGUCGAUUGACCCAGGAUCACAGUCAAACGGAUUGGGAAGUAGGUCCCAAAGUGCUCUUCCAAGCGUUAGAGGUGAGCAGUCAUCACUCGUGUGGGCACUUACUGAUGCUGUUUUUUUGUCAUUUUCUUUUCAUUACACAGAAAGUCAGCCAAGUCUUUUUUUUUUUUUUUUUUUUUUUUUUUUUACAUCCAUUGGGAAUGACAACAGUUCCUCUCUCAAUGUGAAAAAUCUUUCCAACACUCCCCCUGGAUAACCACUAAGCCUAGGUGUGAAAUAGGAGACAAAUUAAUAACUAGAGCGCAGAGGCCUGCCCACCGUCCCACCAUAGAUGGAGCCCCAUCUGUGCAAAAGCCUACCAUUCGAUCCCAUAUGGAAUCUGUUUUUCGUCAAUAUAGCCACGCAGCACACUGAACUGUGGAAUAUGUGGUUUCAUGCUCGGGAAUCGUAAAACAGAACAUAUGUCCUCGUGAAUAGCUUCCCCCAACAUGUAUAGCGAACAAAAGUCAAUGCAUCUCGGCCCUCACAGCUAACGUCCAUUUAGAGAGCAUAAGCUGGGGAGUUUGAGUCGUUCAGUCAGAGCAUAAAUUAUUUGUCUGACAAAGGUAUUGAUGUGAGUUUCUGUGCCUCUAACUCCCCACACAUUGUUUUCACCAUAUCAGUUGCGUACGGUAAUAUCAAAGUCUUUGUAAUAAUGUGUAGUUUCAUAGCGUAGCGGACAUAGCCAUUCACCGUGGGAAGGAUUCAAGUGCAACGGUCAAGUGCGGCCUUUUCCCAUGAUCUAAGGGCACUCUCGUUUUGAAUUUUAUCUUUUAGAUUUGAAUACUUUUCAUUUAGAUUUUUAAGGUUAACCACAUUACAAUGAUUUUGAGAUAGAAAGACGAUAUUAUAAUAUAUAUAUAUUUUUGUAUAUAUUAUUUUAUUCUUCAGGAUUUUGGAAAUUCUACCAAGAUCACUUUUUUUCUUUUUUCUUAGAGGAGUAUCUACACAAUUAACAUAUUAUUUUACCCAUUGGUCAAAAGAUGCGUUUUGAUUGGACACCCUCCAAUUAGGCUCUUGAUGGUGAAACUUAGUUGUCAGAGGUGAACAAAGCUUUUGACCUCUGACCUCUCAUGUCACACAGAUGAGCCUCCUCCUCCAGGCUCCCAGGGUGCAAUGCAGCUGACCUUCCGCAAGCUGGGUUUUGACUACUACCCCAUCCACAGGCCUGGUGAGUGUACUUCCCCCUUUCGGUCAAGAGACUUGUGCUCCUAUUUGUUAUAAUUAGAGCUCACGUUUAUUCACUGCUGUCCACAACGUCCUUUGUUAGUGCUCACACUGAAAUCUCAACCUCCAUUCAGACUUCUAGUAAGCCUAUUCUCCAUUCAUUCAUGCAAGCUAAUAGCCUUUUUGUACAUAGUCCCCCCAUUUUGGGGGACCAAAAGUAUUGGGACAAAUUCACUUAUGUGUAUUAAAGUAGUCAAAAGUUUAGUAUUUGGUAUAGCAGGCAAUGACUACAUCAAUCUUGUGACUACAAAUUUGUUGGAUGCAUUUGCUGUUUGUUUUGGUUGUGUUUCAGAUUAUUUUAUGCCCAAUAGAAAUGAAUGGUAAAUAAUGUAUUGUGUCAUUUUGGAGUCACUUUUAUUGUAAAUAAGAAUAUAAUAUGUUUCUGAACACUUCUACAUGAAUGUGGAUGCUACCAUUAUUAUGGACAAUCCUGAAUGAAUCGUGAAUAAUGAUGAGUGAGAAAGUUACAGAUGCACAAAUAUCAUACACCUCCAAAAAAAUGCUAACUUCCCCUGUUAUUGUAAUGGUGAGAGGUUAGCAUGUCUUGGGGGUAUGAUAUUUUGCAUCUGUAACUUUCUCACUCAUUAUUCACGAUUAUUUCAGGUUUAUCCGUAAUCAUGGUAACAUGAUUCCUAGUAUAUGAAACCUCAACCUCCAUUCAGACUUCUAGUAAGCCUCCUCUCCAUUCAUUCAUGCAAACUAAAAAUACUUGAAGUUGAUGUGUAUAACUGGCAUGUUAUAUAUUUUUACUAGGAUGAGAGAUGGAAUCUUUUCAACAAUAACCCUGGUGAUGCACUGGAUCCUGUUGUAUAACCCUAAUGUAUGACUUUGAAUGAUAUGACCUGCAGGUGAUGGCUGUCGGCAUUGGGAGCGUCACUGUGGGGCGAUGGAGGCCCGGGCCCAGUGGGCUGGCAUACUACUGCAGGAGUUCCAGAGGAGGGUGGAAGUGUCAGGGAUCCCUGGGCCACACUCUGAGGUCCCCAACCAGGCCAAGGACUUCCCCGCCAAGAGGGCCCAGGGUGAGACUUACUACAACACACUGCCAGGUUAUCUUACUGUAGUAGGAAUCUGAUCCACCAACAGACAUACACUAUAUAUACAAAAGUAUGUGGACCCCCCUUCAAAUUAGUGGAUUCAGCUAUUUCAGCAAAAACCUUUGCUGACAGAUGUAUAAAAUCGAGCACACAGCCAUGCAAUCGCCACAGACAAACAUUGGCAGUAGAAUGGCCUUACUGAAGACCUCAGUGACUUUCAACGUGGCACCGUCAUAGGAUUCCACCUUUCCAACAAGUCAGUUCGUUGAAUUUCUGCUCUGCUAGAGCUGCCCCGGUCAAUGUGAAGUGGAAACGUCUAGGAGCAACAACGGCUCAGCCACGAAAUGGUAGGCCACGCAAGCUCACAGAACGGGACCGCCGAGUGCUGAAGAAUGUAUUGUGUAAAAUCGUCUGUCCUCGGGUGCAACACUCACUACCGAGUUCCAAACUGCCUCUGGAAGCAACGUCAGCACAAGAACUGUUAGUCGGGAGCUUAAUGAAAUGGGUUUCCAUGGCCGAGCAUCUGCACACAAGCCUAAGAUCACCAUGCGCAAUGCCAAGCGUCGGCUGGAGUGGUGUAAAGCUCGCCGCCAUUGGACUCUAGAACAGUGGAAAUGCGUUCUCUGGAGUAAUGAAUCGCACUUCACCAUCUGGCAGUCCAACGGACAAAUCUGGGUUUGGCGGAUGCCAGGAGAAUGCUACCUGCCUGAAUGCAGAGUGCCAACUGUAAAGUUUGGUGGAGAAGGAAUAAUGGUCUGGGGCUGUUUUUCAUGGUUCGGGCUAGGCCCCCUAUUUCCAGUGAAGGGAAAUCUUAACACUACAGCAUACAAUGGCAUUUUCGACAAUUCUGUGCUUCCAACUUUGUGGCAACAGUUUGGGGAAGGCCCUUUACUAUUUCAGCAUGACAAGUCCAUACAGAAAUGGUUUGUCGAGAUCGGUGUGGAAGAACUUGACUGGCCUGCACAGAGCCCUGACCUCAACUCCAUCGAACACCUUUGGGAUGAAUUGGAACGCUGACUGCGAGCCUAGCCUAAUCGCCCAACAUCAGUGCCCAACCUCACUAAUGCUCUUGUGGCUGAAUGGAAGAAAGUCCCCACAGCAAUGUACCAACAUCUAGUGGAAAGCCUUCCCAGAAGAGGGGAGGCUGUUAUAGCAGCAAAGGGGGGGGGACCAACUCCAUAUGAAUGCCCAUGAUUUUGGAAUGAGAUGUUCGACAAGCAGGUGUCCACAUAAUUUUGGUCAUGUAGUGUACCUAGUGAUGAGAAUAUAUGGUUAGUUACAAGUCACAGACACUGAUGCUAAAAGUUUGACUUAUGAUAUACACAGAUGGACAGCCCACCCCCACGGCUAGCCCGCCUGAAAGGGAGCAAAUCUCCAAGAGGAACUCAAUAGCACCUCCUCACCCGGGGAACCCUUUUAAGAGGCUCCGCUCCAGCUGUGUGGUGGUACGAAUGGAUGACCUGGAUAUCCAUCAGGUGAGACAGGACUACCUAUGUACAUCUCUCCGUAAGGCUUCUUCUGACAUUUUGUUUUCUGUAAUAAAGGCAGUCAAAGUAUGCCAUUCAUUCAAGCUAUCAAUGGCAAGGACAGAAGACAUUGAAUGCAGCAUGUUGCACAGAAUAGAGACCGGUUGAAGACAGGAAAGCCAUGUGAAGAAUAUGGAAUACUCUCUAUGCACUAUUACAUUAAUUCCUAACCUGGCAAUGUAGUUUUAGUUAUAUUACAGUAAGCGGGGAAAACCCUUUUCUCCUCGCCACGCUCGACUGCCCUAAAGCUUGUCAGCUGUGACGUAGAAAACCCCUGCAAACACAAAUAGAGCUUAGCAGUUCCUACUUUUACAGCCAUAGAGGAAAUCCGGUAUAAAAUGCAGCAUGACAAGAUAAUGGGUUAUUUUGGGGUUGAGUUGGUGGUUGUUCCCCUUUUUCUCUGAAAAAAAAUAAAUAUUUUUUUAAAAGUAAGACCUGUGUCAUUUCAUGAGAUUGAGCUCCAGAGGUAUUGGGACAGUGACACAUUUUUUGUUGUUUUGGCUCUGUACUCCAGCACUUUGGAUUUGAAAUGAUACAGUGACUAUGAGGUUAAAGUGCAGAUUGUCAGCUUUAAUUUGAGGGUAUUUUCAUCAAUAUCAGGUGAACCGUUUAGAAAUUACAGCACUUUUUGUACAUAGUCCCCCCAUUUUAGGGGACCAAAAGUAUUGAGAUAAAUUCACGUGUAUUAAAAUAGUAAAAAGUUAAGUAUUUAGUCCCAUAUUCAUAGCAUGCAAUGACUACAUCAAGCUUGUUACUGUACACAUUUCUUGAAUGCAUUUGCUGUUUGUUUUGUUUGUGUUUCAGAUUAUUUUGUGCCCAAUAGAAAUGAAUGGUAAUCAUGUAUUGUGUAAUUUCAGUCACUUUCAUAGUAAAUCAAAGUGACUGAAGCACAAAUAUCAUACCCCCCCAAAAUGCUAACCUCCCUUGUUAUUGUAAUGGUGAGAGGUUAGCAUGUCUUGGCGGUAUGAUAUUUCUGCGUCUAACUUUCUCACUCAUCAUUAUUGACGAUUCAUUCAGGAUUAUCCAUAAUCAUGGUGGCAUCCACAUGAAUGUAAAAGUGUUUAGAAACAUAUUAUAUUCUUAUUAAAGCUGACAGUCUGCACUUUAACCUCAUAGUCAUUGUAUAAUUUCAUCCAAAGUGCUAGAGGACAGAGCCAAAACAACAACAAAAUGGUCACAGUCCCAAUACUUUUGGAGCUUACUGUAGUUAAUACUGCAUUAAGUUCCUCUUAAAUUACUUUCACUCUGACAGUCAGAAAACUCAUCAUUACUUCACUCCAAUGCCAAUUUUAAGUUUUCGUGUGAGAAAAGCACUUUAGAAAUCAAAUUCACAUGAAUCAUUAUUACCAUCCCCCUCCCCUCAAACAGGUGUCUACAGGGGGACGCCACAGCAAGACCCAGUCGUUACUAUCCUGUAACCGCAAGGCCCUCAACCUAGCAGACAGUAUACCAGCCAUCCACCUGCAAUUCACAGAGUAUUACUUCCCUGACAACCCCGGUUUGCCUGGUAUGAGCUAACCAUAUACUGUUGUUUGUGUUUCUUGCAAACUGGUAUUUAGUCAAUAUCCUAGUAAAUUAUUCAAACGGUAGUUUCUUGCUGAUCCUCCAAUUCAAUAUUCAGUUCUCUUGUGUUGAAAUACUUUUUCCACAUUUUGUUACGUUACAGCCUUAUUCUAAAAUUGAUUUUUUUAUUAUAUUUUUUUAUCUCAGCAAUCUACACAUAAUACCCCAUAAUGACAAAGCGAAAACAGAUUUAGCAUUUUUUUUGCAAAUGUAUUAAAAAUAAAAAACAGAUACCUUAUUUACAUAAGUAUUCAGACCCUUUGCUAUGAGACUCGAAAUUGAGCUCAGGUGCAUCCUGUUUCCAUUGAUCAUCCUUGAGAUGUUUCUACAACUUGAUUUGAGUCCACCUGUGGUAAAUUCAAUUGAUUGGACAUUGGAUUUGGAAAGGCACACACCUGUCUAUAUAAGGUCCCACAGUUGACAGUGCAUGUCAGAGGAAAAACCAAGCCAUGAGGUCGAAGGAAUUGUCCUUAGAGCUCCGAGACAGGAUUGUGUCGAGGCACAGAUCUGGGGAAGGGUACCAAACAUUUCUGAAGCAUUGAAGGUCCCCAAGAACACAGUGGGCUCCAUCAUUCUUAAUCGGAAGAAGUUUGGAACCACCAAGACUCUUCAUAGAGCUGGCCGCCCUGCCAAGCUGAGCAAUCGGGGGAGAAGGGCUUUGGUCAGGGAGGUGACCAAGAACCAGAUGGUCACUCUGACAGAGCGCCAGAGUUCCUCUGUGGAGAUGGGAGAACCUUCCAGAAGGACAACCAUCUCUGCAGCACUCCACCAAUCAGGCAUUUAUGGUAGAGUGGCCAGACAGAAGCAGUAAAAGGCACAUGACAGCCCGCUUGGAGUUUGCCAAAAGGCACCUAAAGACUCUCAGACCAUGAGAAACAAGAUUCUCUGGUCUGAUGAAACCAAGAUUGAACUCUUUGGCCUGAAUGCCAAGCGUCACGACUGGAGGAAACCUGGCACCAUCCCUACGGUGAAGCAUUGUGGUGGCAGCAUCAUGCUGUGGGGAUGUUUUUCAGCGGCAGGGAAGACUAGUCUGGAUCGAGGCAAAGAUGAACGGAGCAAAGUACAGAGAGAUCCUUAAUGAAAACCUGCUCCAGAGCACUCAGGACCUCAGACUGGGGCGAAGUUUCACCUUCCAACAGGACAACGACCCUAAGCACACAGCCAAAACAACGCAGGAGUGGCUUCGGGACAAGUCUCUAAAUGUCCUUGAGUGGCCCAGCCAGAGCCCGGACUUGAACCUGAUCAAACAUCUCUGUAGAGACCUGGAAAUAGCUGUGCAGCAACACUCCCCAUCCAACCUGACAGAGCUUGAGAGGAUCUGCAGAGAAGAAUGGGAGAAACUCCCCAAAUACAGGUGUGCCAAGCUUGUAGAAUCACACCCAAGAAGACUCAAGGCUGUAAUCGCUGCCAAAGGUACUUCAACAAAGUACUGAGUAAAGGGUCUGAAUACUUAUGUAAAUGUGUAUUUCCAUUUUUUUAGUUUUAGAAAUUUGCAGACAUUUCUAAAAACCUGUUUUUGCUGUGUCAUUAUGUGUAGAUUGAUGAAGAAAAAAAACAAUUUAAUUAAUUUUGGAAUAACAAAAUGUGGAAAAAGUCAAGGGGUCUGAAUACUUUCCGAAGGCACUGUAUAUCCCUCUCUUCAUCCCCCUCUCCUUCCCCAGUACCCAAUACGAACCUGUAUGCCCAACUGAACGGCCUACAGCUGUGCCUGGACCCAGCCAGUCUGCUGUGGGUCAACCUGUUCUCUAGGGGCCUGCUGCGUACCCUGGAGCAGGUCAAAGCCUUCUACCACCUCCAGGACAGUGGCAAGGCAGAGGAGCACAUGGACAUGCACAUGGACGCAGCUCAGAUCAAGGUGAGGCUGGUUGAAUAAACCCAGACCAAGCUGUCAGAAGGAGAGUUGCAUCGUUGCAGUCAGUGUCCCUUUUGGCAGCAGGGUAUUACAGCUCAUUACACAACUUUAAGUAAUUUGAAGUGUUUCUAGUGUUGCUCAUGAAAACUGGAUGAAAACCUGGAAAACCUUCCAGAUGUUUGCCCUUCGGGAUUUUUGUGUAGAAACACUACUUUAUUUGGUAAUGAGUAUGCAGUUCACAGUUUUGUAAUAUUUAUGUCUUUCGUCUUUAUGAUGAACAGUUUUCUUUCCAAUGAAAUGAAAGGGGCACAUCAUUUAAACUUUGGUGUUGAUGUUAUUGCAAGGUUAGUGUAUCAGGUCCAGGAGAUGACUGUGUUCCUGUUUCUGUGCCUCCCCCCUGUCUGUCUACAGCUGAUCAUUCCCCUGGAGUCGUCCAUCAUGGACCACCAGGACCGGCCCCAGUCCCUGAGCAUCACCGUCCCCCAGACGGUCCUCAGCAACACCCGCCACUUCCCCCACGGCGCCCGGACCGACCUCCACACCACCUACAGCAGCUUCUCCACCUGCCACUUCUUCCAGUCAACUCCCCCCUGCUCCUUCCCCCGAGACCAGAGCUUCUUCCUCCCCCUACCCUCUGCCUUCCUCCAGCACUCCCUGGAGAUGGAGCCCCUGCCCCUGUCUGAGAGGAGGCCCCUCAGGGCCAAGGAUGUCUGGUUCCUCAGCCUGUCCAGUCUGUCCAUGAGCUUCGAGGGGGCGCGGAAAAGCAACAGGGGCAGAGCUCACCCCUUCGUGGAGCCUUUCACAAUUUCUGUGUGGAUGUGUCGUCCGUCUGAGUUUAAGGGCAGUUCCCUGGUCUCCUCCCCCAGUGAACCAGCUCCUGUUGAUCCCGACCAUAAAACCCCAGAGCAGCAGGAGAACCACCUCCCGCCCAACCUGGAACACAACCAGGACAGUCAACAGGAGGCUCCAGUGGCUUCUAUCCAUUUCCUGGCCCAGGCCAUCACACCUGUCAAGGUGUGGCUCAACCACUACCAGUAUGUUGCCCUGUUGCGGAUGAAGGACACCCUGGCCAGGCUGGGGGAUGAGCUGGGCCGGGACACCAGGGACGCUAAGCAAGCCAGGGGCCAGGAGGCUGACCGCCCUACGGUGUGCCUAGCCCUCCUAAUGGACUCAGUGGAGCUGGGGCUCCUGCUACCACCUGCAGCCACUGAACCAGAGGAGGAGGAGGCCCACACCCCAGGGUCUGAAAGCCCCAGCCUGACAGACUCCGACCUCUCCCCCACUCACCAGGCUACAUUGCCAGGCCCUCUGGAGGAUAGUGGGAUAGGAAAUGCCACUGCCACCGUCAACAGCUCUCCUCCCCUUGAGCAGGAGGUGGAUGGUGUGGUAGAGGAGGCCAGCGAGGCAGUAGAGGGCAUGGAGGGGGAGAUGGCCCAGGGGGAUGGCAAUGGUCCUGUUCUCUCUCCUCCCUUCUCCCCUGAACACCAUCCCUCUCUCCUGUCCAGGGACCCCUCUACCUUCAGCCUGGAGGGAGAGCUGUCCACUGCCCUCACCGCCACCAAGGACGUCACCAAAGAUGCCUUUAGCGCCUCCCUGGACCUGACUAAAGGGGCGUUCUCCAUCACAAAAGAUGCCUUCAGCUUCAUGAGUCGCGGGUCGGGGAUGAGCAAGCUGUUCAAUCCACAGGCAAAGUAGGUUUCCCAGCAUGCUCUCCUGCUGUGCUGUUGUCAUUACACCAUAUGGUUCAGGUCCAUAGUGUAAACUGUAUGGAUGUGGUUUUACUGGUGUGAAUGAAUAUAAAGGCUGUUGACCCUAACUCACCCUGUUUCUGUUUGUGUAGGGAGCAGCGCCCUGAGGAGGGGUCCCCCAUGGCCAGCCUGCGGCUCCAGUCCAUGAACCACUCUUUCUCACAGCACUCAUUUGACAGCGCUAUCCUGGACGGCAGCCUGCCCAACGACCACCUCUCAGUGGAAAGCGACACCAGCGAGAACUUUGUCAUCCUCAUGGAUGGUAACUCCCCACAAUAUCAUCAGUCACUUUAAUACCAUCCAAACUAUACAACACAUGUGCGUAUUGUAUCAAGGGAAUGUAGAACAUAAAAAAAAAGAUACACUAUCUAUCUAGUAAGAUGAUUAAAAACAAUAGGCUGCUUAAUCUUGAAUCCCCCUGGCCAUAAGUAAGAGUUUUGUUUUUCUGUUGUGGUUUCAGAGUCAGGAGUAGAGUCCAUGAUGCGACCCAACGGCACCCAGGAGCCCAGUGGAGGCAGCCCUGCCCUGGGGACAGAGGGGGGGUCCUUAGCUGACCUGAGCAGCUCCCUGUCCCAGAGCAUUGAGGACAUCACACAGGACACAGUGGGUCCCAUUUACAUACACACGCUGUCCAGUGUGACAUUACAGAAGCAUUGUCAGCAUUUUCACUGUAUAUGCUCAGCAAUCAUACUGUAAGCUGAGCAAUGCAGAAUUCUUAUUGUGGUUAAAUGAUUCUGCUGUGCUGUGCAGACCUCUGUGUUGUUGCUGGUGCUCAGUGGGAUGGCCUGUGUGACGGACCUGAAGGGAGAGGACCUGGUGGUGGCAGUGGAGGCCCAAGACCUCACCCUCAGACAGAUGGGCAACGUCAAGGUCUCUGACCUGCUGGCCGGACUGGUGCCAGGUAACUGCAAGCUACGGAUGGAACUAUAUGCUUUUAUUCAUUCUGGAUGACCGCCAGAGGCAGAUUUGGAUAAUAAUCCAGCGUAAACAUUACCUCUGACAGUCACCGAAAAUGAAAUAGAAUUUAUCUACCUAAAGACCCUGCACCUUACUUAGCAUCAGUCACACUCAACAUCUGUCUCAACACACUGGCUCUCAAUUUCAAAUAAAAAUGGUUCCUUUUGUCAGAGAACACUGUCCUCCCAACCCACAUUCUCUCAGAUUCCCUGUGAAUCACCUGCACACACAAAAAAAGAAAAACUACACCUUAUGGAACAACGCGGACUGUGAAGAGGCACACAGGCACACUCACACACAGGCUAGCACACGCAUGCUACACACACAUACAGUGGCUUGCGAAAGUAUUCACCCCCCUUGGCAUUUUUCCUAUUUUGUUGCCUUACAACCUGGAAUUAAAAUGGAUUUUUGGGGGGUUUGUGUCAUUUGAUUUAUACAACAUGCCUACCACUUUGAAGAUGCAAAAUAUUUUUUUGGGUGAAACAAACAAGAAAUAAGACAAAAAACAGAACUUGAGCGUGCAUAACUAUUCACCCCCCCCAAAGUCAAUACUUUGUAGAGCCACCUUUUGCAGCAAUUACAGCUGCAAGUCUCUUGGGGUAUGUCUCUAUAAGCUUGGCACAUCUAGCCACUGGGAUUUUUGCCCAUUCUUCAAGGCAAAACUGUUCCAGCUCCUUCAAUUUGGAUGGGUUCCGCUGGUGUACAGCAAUCUUUAAGUCAUACCACAGAUUCUCAAUUGGAUUGAGGUCUGGGCUUUGACUAGGCCAUUCCAAGACAUUUAAAUGUUUCCCUUUAAACCACUUGAGUGUUGCUUUAGCAGUAUGCUUAGGGUCAUUGUCCUGCUGGAAGGUGAACCUCCAUCCUAGUCUCAUCUCUGGAAGACUGAAACAGGUUUCCCUCAAGAAUUUUGCUGUAUUUAGGGACCAUCCAUCAUUCCUUCUAUUCUGACCAGUUUCCCAGUCCCUGCUGAUGAAAAACAAGGGGAUGGUGUUCUCGGGGUUUAGAGAGGUGUUGGGUUUGCGCCAGACAUAGUUUUCCUUGAUGGCCAAAAAGCUCAAUUUUAGUCUCAUCUGACCAGAGUACCUUCUUCCAUAUGUUUGGGGAGUCUCCCACAUGCCUUUUGGGGAACACCAAACGUGUUUGCAUAUUUUUUUCUUUAAGCAUUGGCUUUUUUCUGGCCACUCUUCCGUAAAGCCCAGCUCUGUGGAGUGUACGGCUUAAAGUGGUCCUAUGGACAGAUACUCCAAUCUCCGAUGUGGAGCUUUGCAGCUCCUUCAGGGUUAUCUUUGGUCUCUUUGUUGCCUCUCUGAUUAAUGCCCUCCUUGCCUGGUCCUGUGAGUUUUGGUGGGCGGCCCUCUCUUGGCAGGUUUGUUGUGGUGCCUUAUUCUUUCAAUUUUUUUAUAAUGGAUUUAAUGGUGCUCCGUGGGAUGUUCAAAGUGCCUGAUAUUUUUUUAUAACCCAACGCUGAUCUGUACUUCUCCACAACUUUGUCCCUGACCUGUUUGGAGAGCUCCUUGGUCUUCAUGGUGCCGCUUGCUUGGUGGUGCCCCUUGCUUAGUGGUGUUGCAGACUCUGGGACCUUUCAGAACAGGGGUAUAUAUACUGAGAUCAUGUGACAGAUCAUGUGACACUUAGAUUGCACACAGGUGGACUUUAUUUAACUAAUUAUGUCACUUCGGAAGGUAAUUGGUUGCACCAGAUCUUAUUUAGGAACUUCAUAGCAAAGGGGGGUGAAUACAUAUGCACGCACUACUAUUCCGUAAUUUAUUUUUUAGCAUUUUUUGAAACAAGUUAUUUUUUUCAUUUCACUUCACCAAUUUGAACUAUUUUGUUUAUGUCCAUUACAUGAAAUCCAAAUAAAAAUUCAUUUAAAUUACAGGUUGUAAUGUAACAAAAUAGGAAAAACGCCAAGGGGGAUGAAUACUUUUGCAAGGCACUGUACAUUUUAAUAUUGAAUAUAUUGUGGUAUUAUACAUUUUGUGUUGUAGAAAUGUAGUGGUUUUUUUUUAUGUGCUUGGACCCCAGGAAGAGAGCAGCUAAUGGGGAUCCAUAAUAAAUACAAAUUCACACUCAUAUUGUGAUUUAAUCACUCCUGUAAUCACCUCACUCUCUCAACCCAGUGUAACUACUAAAGACUCUCAAUGCUACUAUUAGACCACUCCGCAUCCAUAGUACCCAUUCUCUGACUACACAACACACAAUUUUUUCCAUGAUGUCUGUAGCUCCUGGUGGGUCUACCGUGGGCCAGAGGCAAGGCUGCAGGGCAGCUCCCAUGGUGGGCAUGCGGAUGGAGAUGGGUCCUUCUGCAGCGCGGCAUGGUUCCCUGUCUGCGUUGGUGGGUCACCUGGAGCUGGGAGUGCGAGGCUGUCGGGUGGAGCUGUUGGUCUCUACCCUGGCCACCCUGGGGCCAUUCCUGGAGGAUGAGCUCAGUGGCGAUGUCCAACCCAUUAAGAUCCGGCUGGAAAACGUCACCAUCACUCUGAAGGUCAGCUGGUGACAGGGAGACAAUGGAACUCUGUUGGGGUCAGAUAAUGUUAUUUGACGUGUAGCCUAUGUUUUUAUACGUGGUAAGACCCCAACAGUGUUCCAUAGGAUACAGAUUGAAUAAAUGACAGUUAGCCUGCCAUCCAUGCAAUGGAGUUAACCAGUGUUUUCCCCCUCCUGUUUAGGAUGAUGGUCCCAAGAUCUACCCCACGGCCCCCCAGCCCCAACCUGCCACCUUUACCGUGGACCAGGUGGUUGUAGAGCGAUCUGAUGACGGCAUUUUGAGAAUCAAAGGUGAUUGGGGGAGAGGAGACAGACAUAUCUUUGAAUAUCACUAUGAUUACAAUGAUUUUGUCUCUCACUGCUUGAAUGACAUGCAAUAACAGGAGUCAUCUGUAUUUCUAAAUAUGUAUUGUCUGUCUUGCAGGUGGUGAAGGCCCAGUCCCAAGAGACUCUGUAGGUGGUGCUGUGGUAUGUAUGGAGAAGCCAGACAGUUUUUGUUCUGUCCAACAAUAGCAGAUCUCUACACCCACUCAUUCUGGCUCACUCAGUCAUUACUCAUGAGAUUAUCACAGGGUUUAUAAGAUGAGUGACUCAAAGAAAAACAGCCAUUGAACCAAAACACAAGCCGUCAACAAAAACAUGAUUGUGUUAGGGUAUCACCAGUGUCAGUAAGGAUUAGGCUAGUUCGAACCACCAUGUAAAAUGAAAGCGUAGCAUACAGUGGGGAAAAAAAGUAUUUAGUCAGCCACCAAUUGUGCAAGUUCUCCCACUUAAAAAGAUGAGAGAGGCCUGUAAUUUUCAUCAUAGGUACACGUCAACUAUGACAGACAAAUUGAGAGAGAAAAAAUCCAGAAAAUCACAUUGUAGGAUUUUUAAUGAAUUUAUUUGCAAAUUAUGGUGGAAAAUAAGUAUUUGGUCACCUACAAACAAGCAAGAUUUCUGGCUCUCACAGACCUGUAACUUCUUCUUUAAGAGGCUCCUCUGUCCUCCACUCGUUACCUGUAUUAAUGGCACCUGUUUGAACUUGUUAUCAGUAUAAAAGACACCUGUCCACAACCUCAAACAGUCACACUCCAAACUCCACUAUGGCCAAGACCAAAGAGCUGUCAAAGGACACCAGAAACAAAAUUGUAGACCUGCACCAGGCUGGGAAGACUGAAUCUGCAAUAGGUAAGCAGCUUGGUUUGAAGAAAUCAACUGUGGGAGCAAUUAUUAGGAAAUGGAAGACAUACAAGACCACUGAUAAUCUCCCUCGAUCUGGGGCUCCACGCAAGAUCUCACCCCGUGGGGUCAAAAUGAUCACAAGAACGGUGAGCAAAAAUCCCAGAACCACAAGGGGGGACCUAGUGAAUGACCUGCAGAGAGCUGGGACCAAAGAAACAAAGCCUACCAUCAGUAACACACUACGCCGCCAGGGACUCAAAUCCUGCAGUGCCAGACGUGUCCCCCUGCUUAAGCCAGUACAAUGCAAGGGCUUAGCAUGUCAGUCAAUGAACCAGAUCUAACAUCCAAGAACACCAUAGAAGAGGGGUGGAAUAUGCUUGGGGCUAGGGAGUUGAAAGAAAGAAUCCAGUAUCGUAGUUUGCCGCAGGGCGAAGGAAACGGAGCAUCCACCAAACACCGCCCACGAGAAGUGCUCUAAAGGGAGUCCUAGCAUCUCAAUCUCACCCAUAGAAAUUUGAGGAAAGUCGUGGCCAGCGAAGCCCAAACAUACAGCCUAGAGGAGAUCUGCAUGGAGGAAUGGCCAAAUCCAGCAACUUGUGAAAACCUUGUGAAGACUUACAGAAAACGUUUGACCUGUGUCAUUGCCAACAAAGGGUAUAUAACAAAGUACUGAGAAACUUUUGUUAUUGACCAAAUACUUAUUUUCCACCAUCAUUUGCAAAUAAAUUCAUAAAAAAUUCUACAAUGUGAUUUUCUGGAUUUUAUUUUCUCAUUUUGUCUGUCAUAGUUGACGUGUACCUAUGAUGAAAAUUACAGGCCUCUCUCAUCUUUUUAAGUGGGAGAACUUGCACAAUUGGUGGCUGACUAAAUACUUUUUUCCCCCACUGUACAUAAAGUGCUUAUUCGUGAUAGCACAGUCCCUACAAUAGUUGCAUUGUACUUAUGUUGGUUUUUAACCUUAAAUGUGUGUGAAAUGGUUGAUAUAGAAACACAUGUACUCCUGUUCUUGUCUGGUUAUCUUAUUAAGGCUAAGAGGGGCCAAAUCAGGGCAGCAAUUACAGCUGAUGAGAUUUGGCUACCUGCCCUAGCAAAUAAACAUUAUUUAGAAGUGAAAAGCAAUAAAGACAACAACCUUUUCCCUACAGAAUACGUUCCUGGAGUCCCAGCUAACGGAGGCUCAGGCAGCCCUCUCUCAAGCCCUCACUGACCGAGAGCGUCUCCUCCUGGAGGUUAGGAAGUACCACCCCAUGUUUGACCUGUGA